Messenger RNA from Paramuricea clavata, 1416 nucleotides. NCBI's taxonomy places the organism in Eukaryota, Metazoa, Cnidaria, Anthozoa, Malacalcyonacea, Plexauridae. The record is from the annotation of a GenBank genome assembly.
AUGGAGGUCCAAAAGUUUUUAAAAUUUUGUUCUUGGAACAUUGAGGGUCUUUCUGGAAAGUUACAUGAUGAAGAUUUCUUGUCUAUAAUUAAUUCGUUUGAUUGUAUUUCACUAGUCGAAAGUUGGUUAAGCGAUGCUAGUGUCGUGAAUUUACCAGGUUUUUAUUCUUUUUCAAAAUUGAGGCAAAAAUCUGAAAGAGCUAAUAGGAAUUCAGGCGGUAUUACCGUGUUGAUAAAAUCCGAGCUAAGAAAAGGGGUUAAGUUUUUGGAAAAGGAAAGUAGUGAGGAGUUUGUAUGGUGGAAAUUGGAGAAAGAUUUUUUUCAUACGAAGCAAGAUUUGUAUGUUUGCAGUGUAUAUAUUCCUCCACAGAACUCUCCUAGAGAACAGAGAUUAGACUGUGACCAUUUUGAGUUAUUACAAGAAAAUAUUUAUAAGUUUUCAAAAUCAGGAAACAUUAUUUUAUGUGGGGAUUUCAAUGCCAGAUUAGGUACUUUAGACGACUAUGUGCAUGAAAUGGAAGGGGUAACCUUUCCAACGACAGUUCUUACUGGCUCAAUUGAACCACGUAAGUCAAGGGACAUUCAUAUUAAUACGUAUGGAAAAUCAUUAGCUGAGUUAUGUUGUGGGAAUGAGUUAAUUAUUUUAAACGGCAGGACGAAAGGAGAUUAUAUAGGUCAGUUUACCUGUCACACAUAUAAUGGGGCUAGUGUGGUCGACUAUACUGUGGUAUCGUCAGAGAUUUUGCAAUCAAUCAAGCAUUUUACUGUGUCAAGUAUCACAGAAUUCUCGCAUCAUUGCUUCCUUUCUUUUGCAUUAGAAGCGGAGCCUCGACUGGGAGUAGAUAAAGGAGAAACUUUACAAUUGCUCCCACUGCCUGCAUCAUUUGUUUGGAAUGACAACUUAAAAGAUACCCUUCGUGAAAAUUUUAUUAAUAGCAAUGUUUCAAGUGAGAUGAAUACUUUAUUUGAAUCGUUAAAUGAGACUGAUUCGGUAGUGAGCAAGUUUACCGACGUUAUAGUUAAUGUUUCGAGAAAUGUCGUAAAAAUUAGAAAUAGGCAAACACCAAAAAAGAAACGAAAACGCACAAUCCAAAAACAGAGAUGGUUUAACACGAGUUGUUACCUAUUAAAGAAGGAAUUAAAAAAAUUGGGUAGUUUACUCUCAAAAUACCCCAAUGAUCCUUUUUUAAGACAUAAGUUUUUUGCUACUAAAAAAGAUUAUAAGCGACUUACUAAACGGCUUAAACGAAAUUUCCAAAGCGAAUUGUUAAACAAGAUUGAACUAAUGGAGGAAAAUCAUCCGAAGGAGUUUUGGAAAUUGGUAAAUUCGAUAAAAGCAAGUAACUCGUCAGAUUCGUCAGACGAUAUAUCACCAGUAGUGUGGUAUAACUAUUUCAAAGAUUUAAAUGAAGUUAAG